Molecule: messenger RNA, 548 nt
Organism: Drosophila eugracilis
Lineage: Eukaryota; Metazoa; Arthropoda; Insecta; Diptera; Drosophilidae
Product: larval cuticle protein 65Ag1-like
Exons: 2
Coding region: 69-383 (104 amino acids)
Cellular component (GO): chitin-based extracellular matrix
Molecular function (GO): structural constituent of chitin-based larval cuticle
Source: RefSeq, a predicted model, not a curated record
CAUCCAUCGUUACCAUUCGUCGCGAACUGUUCGAUAACCGCAGAUCAAAACACCAACCAAGAAUCAACAUGAAGUUCCUGAUUGUCUUCGUCGCUCUUUUCGCCCUGGCCCUGGCUGCUCCCGCUGAUGAAGUUAAAAUCCUGAAGUCGGUAUCCGAUGUUGGACCCGAGCACUUCUCUUACGAAUCGGAGACUAGCGAUGGAUCGAAAGCUCAGGCCGUUGGUGACUUGGAGAACCGUGGAACAGACAAUGAGGCUCUCGUCAUCAAAGGAUUCUACUCCUUCGUGGCCGAUGAUGGUCAGACCUACACCGUCAACUACAUCGCCGAUGAGAACGGAUUCCAGCCCCAGGGUGCCCAUCUGCCCGUUGCCCCCGUGGCCUAAGUGAAGUUGCCUUAAUCGGAAGCAGCUGUAAAGCCAACCAAUCCUACACAAUUCCUUGUUAUUUUCCCCAAAACUUCCCAAUUUCCGAAUUUCCCUUCUUUUGAAAGGAAAUAUUUUCCCAGUCACAGAACGAAAUUUGUUGAAUAUUAAAAAAUGAAUAUUUUA